AUGAUGGAAACAUAUCACGGCUACGUCAGGACGCCGGGAGAUGCUAUCAAGCUCUUCGAGGCUUGCCGGCAAGGCCUUUUGCCGCGAGUCCAGCGACGGCUAUCAGAGAAGGAACGGCAAUCGAUCCGGUCCGGUUCAGUAUUUGUUUGGGAUGAGCGGGAAGCCGGCAUGCGGAGAUGGACGGAUGGAAAGUCAUGGAGCGCGAGCAGGGUUUCCGGCAGCUUCCUGACCUACCGCGAAAUGGAGGGCAAGCGCGGAGGCGGCUUUGGCAACUCACGCCGCGGCGCCGGCAAGACGCCCGACUCGUCUGGCCGAGCUAGUGACGACGACCAGGACGACGGCGAGCCCGACGGGUACAGGUACAAGGCAGACGGUCUUAUGAAGCAGUCUUUCAGCAUCACCACGUCACAAGGCCAGCACCUUCACUUGAUCUCCUACUACUCAAGGCCGCACCCCGGACAACCCGAGCUGUUGCAGCCGAGCAACGAUCCCCAGCUCCGCAACGUGAUCCCGAUGAAGGGACUCUACCCCGAGUCGAGCCUCGCCGAGACGCCAGUCCCCGCCAUGACGCGGACACCUAUGCAGCAGCCUCCGUACCUUGCUCCGCAGCAACACGGACACCCGCCGCACGGCGCACCAUACCCGCCCUACCCUCAGCAAGGCUACGGCUGGCCGCCUUCGCCGAUGGCGACGCCUCCCUACGGCCACUACCCGCACCACUAUCCGCCCAACGGGCCUCCUCCUCCGCCCGGCGCGCACUAUCCUUCCCAGCCUGCGUAUGCAGGCGCGCCGCCUCCCAACCCCCAGUACGACCGGGCACCGCUCCCUCUGCCGACCUCCGCUCCCCAGUCGCGCACCACACCGCCGACGCUGGCGCCCUACAACCCAGCGCCACACCACUACCAGCACUCUCCUCAUCUCCCCCAGCCGCGGCCGAGCGAUUCGCCCAGGCUCCACCAGCUCCAGUCUCAGGCCCAGCAGGCGUCGCUCGAUCCUCGCCUGGCGCCCGCCGGAGCCAAGAACGCGCCGGGGCCCCUGCCCGCGAUAUCGGCCAACGGCACGAUGAGCACGCCGCCUCCCCGGGGCUCCGCCUCGCCCCCUCGCUCUUCGCACUCGGACUCCAACGGCGGGCCCCCGUCGGGCAAUAAGGCUAGCCUGUCGAUCCUGCUGCACCCGACGCCGACCAACUCGGAGCCCACGAGCGCCAACCCGGCCAGCAACAGCGCCGGCAACUCGCCCCGCCAGCUCGGCGUGGCCUCGUCGGCGGCGGCGUCAGCGUCGUCCGUCAUGGGGUCCAAGAUCCUGCCGCCGCCGUCGUCGUUCCAUGAGGACGCGCGGGCCCUGUCGGUGCUGGACAGGAAGUUCCUGCAUACAAGGAGCUAA
Messenger RNA from Thyridium curvatum, 1383 nucleotides. RefSeq lists its product as uncharacterized. The record is from RefSeq and is a predicted model, not a curated record. The transcript has a single exon. Bases 1 to 1383 code for a protein of 460 amino acids. Lineage: Eukaryota; Fungi; Ascomycota; Sordariomycetes; Thyridiales; Thyridiaceae. Gene Ontology annotation, molecular function: DNA binding.